This is a messenger RNA of Bacidia gigantensis, 1395 nucleotides long. RefSeq lists its product as uncharacterized. The transcript has 3 exons. The record is from RefSeq and is a predicted model, not a curated record. NCBI's taxonomy places the organism in Eukaryota, Fungi, Ascomycota, Lecanoromycetes, Lecanorales, Ramalinaceae. Bases 1 to 1395 code for a protein of 464 amino acids.
AUGCGGAAAGAGCUCGCACCAGUCAUUCAAGGAUGUAUUCGCAAUCUUGAGAGGCUGGCAAAGAUUAUCGCAAAGUACAGUGCGUUGUCUGUGGAAGAAAGAAGUGCUACUAAGCUAUGGCGGCAAGUGAGGUUCGGAAGUGGAGAGCUGGUUGAUGUUGCCGAAUUGAGGAGGCGGAUUACCGAUCACACAUCGGUAUUGAGCUUGUAUAUCAACAUGAUCGCUGCCGGUGGCGUAGGACGGAUUGAGAAGCAGAUGCAUGACGCCGGUGGCGAUUUGAAAGAGAUAAAAUUGGCCGUUAAUGGGAUCACGGCCCAUCUUCUGUCGAACUACUCAGGAGAUGACAAGGCUGUCUGGAAGGAAUUCCGUCGAGAGUUGCUCAAAGAUGGUUUCUCUAGCUCGGUGAUCAAAGAGCACAAAUUAAUAAUCCAGGCUUACAUCAAGGAGCUCGGUGGUAGGGGCCUACUAGACGAUUCAAAUCCUGUCGAAUCGAAAUCUUCACCCGAGCCUGAAGGCAGCAACGAAUACUUGAUUCCCCCUGUAAUUACUAUGAGCUCAGUCCAAGAAGAUCCAAAGCAUACUGAGCUUUCCAAAAAAGAGAUUGAAGGAAAAGAUAUUGAUUUCAGCCCCAUGGAGACCCCAAUGUCACUGCAGCCACGUUCGGAUAGAGAGAAGAAAGCCGAGAAAGCGCGGCACAAGGAAACAGAACUUGAACCCGAAAUCAUUCAUCUCGAUCAUGAUAGCAUGGUCCCUUUUUCCGACAUCGGAUACAAAGUCUUCAGCCGUUUUAACACCACUAGCAGUGAAAAAGACCCUGCGCGGAAAACGAGAAACUCAGAAACCAAGUCAGAGAGGAGUAGGGACAAUGUAACCUGGGAACAAGUAAAAUAUCGGGACAGCAGAUCUAGCCUUGGUUUUUAUGAUGAUGAGACUGUGAUUAAUCUUGAACUACUCUUUCAUCAUUUCUCCAUAGAUUCCACCAGUCAUAUGAACCGAAAAACAUGCAUCAAGCGGCCAGAUGACCCCCAAGAUCGUCAAGAAAUGAAUAAAUUUGAACUACUAGUCUUUGAGAACUCGCUGUACAUUGGUACGUACGAGUUGAGGACUCUAACACAAGACAUACGUCCGUUCCUUUUGCGCACAACCCUUGAAGACCUCAUAGGCGGGGAGGCCUUCUUUGGUUUUCCGGACAAGUGGAUUUGUAUCGACAAGAAUUCGGGGUUGGAACAUCCGUAUGAUUUCUUCUCUAGCACAUAUAAAUAUGGCAGCAGGGAGCCAAUUAGAAUGACAGGUUCGGGAGAUCUAUUCUGCAUCUCUUUCAAGAAAUUUCUACGAUUCAGAAUUGGUUGGAACGUCGGAUUGGUAGUGAACAAGCACAACAAGAAUGGACAAUGA